AUGGGACACUUUGGAAGAGUGUGUAGAGGAGCAGAAAAGAAAAUAUGCGGCAUGGGUAAAGAUUCCUGCUCUAGUGAAGAAACAGACAGUUCUGAUGAUGAAAACCAGCAAGCCAAAAGUUUGCAUUUACUGCACCUCAAAAGCCUGAGGACCCAUGAGGUUGGUAAUGAAAACGACAUGCCGAGAGAUAACGAGUGGUGGGAAACUGUUCAAGUUGGCCAUGGGAGAUUGCAAUGCCAACUGGAUACAGGUGCACAGGCUAGUGUCAUGACCGCUAAGCAGUUAAAAAGUGUUGCUCCCAAUGCACGGAUUACGAAAACAUACAAGAGGCUUGUGUUAUAUAGCCAACACCAGAUUGUGCCCAGAGGAUGCACCACACUAAAAGUGAAACACAAGGAAAAAGAGAUCAAGGUGAAAUUCUUCAUCAUUGACAAGGCACAUAAUCCAAUCUUAUCUGGAAAAGUGUGCAAAGUCUUAAACCUAGUAAAGCGAAUACACGAAAUCGACCACAACCUUAAAGAGCUUCUUAUUCAACAUCCAGAUUUGGAAAAUGCAACAAGAUCGAUUCCAGGGACAUACUCGAUUAAGAUUGACCCAACAGUGACCCCUGUAGUACAUGGUCCAAGAAGGCAACCCGCAGCGCUCCUACCAAAGAUUACGAGCGAGCUAAAAGAAAUGGAAAAAAGGGGCAUUUGGCAAAAGUAA
Molecule: messenger RNA, 705 nt
Organism: Paramuricea clavata
Lineage: Eukaryota; Metazoa; Cnidaria; Anthozoa; Malacalcyonacea; Plexauridae
Source: the annotation of a GenBank genome assembly